ACCAAAGCAUUGUGGGAUUGAAACGGUGCUUGCAAUGGUGACUGCUGGAGCCGUAAGAACUACGGGUGAAACUGAGAAAUAUUAACCAUAUAAAUGUCACUAGAAUUGUGCUAGUGAUAAUAAUCUAUGACACCACCGUCUAGGCGUUUUUGUUGUGGACAAGUUUAUGCCCGUGUCAUCUCUUCCAUUCUGUAUGGGCAAAGUAGAAAACUGGAAUAUUGACUUGUGUCAGUGGACGCUUGCUGAGGUCCAUACCGUUUUUCGUUUUCAAAGGAGCUGAAUAAGUAGGCCGGGAACCAGUAUCUUACGAUUGCAUUCAUUAUUAUUUCAAGAUUUGAUAUUUGGGUCGAAUACAUAAUCCAAAAUGUCGACUAGUAGCCCCGAAGCGGUGAAGAAAUUACUCGAGAACAUGCAGACGGAUCUGCGGUCCCUGUCAAUGGAAUGCAAGAAGAAAUUCCCCCCAGUCAAAGAGGCUGCUGAGUCUGGGAUAGUCAAGAUCAAGACCAUCGCCGCGAGGAAUUCAGACAUCUUGGCAACUCUGAAGGAGAACAGCUCGGAGGUAGUACAGCCGUUCCUGAUGGGCUGUGGCACCAAGGAGCCCAAGAUCACCCAGCUGUGUCUGGCUGCUAUCCAGAGACUCAUGUCCCACGAGGUGGUUUCUGAGGCUGCAGCAGGGAACAUCAUUAACAUGCUGUGGCAGUUGAUGGAGAACGGGCUGGAGGAACUGAAGCUGCUGCAGACUGUGUUAGUGCUGCUCACCACCAACACAGUGGUACAUGACCAAGUCCUGUCCAAGGCUAUCGUGCUGUGUUUCCGCCUGCACUUCACCAAGGACAACAUCACCAACAACACAGCCGCCGCCACCGUCAGACAAGUCGUCACCGUGGUAUUCGAGAGGAUGGUCGCGGAGGACGAGCGCUUCAAAGACAUCGUGGACCAGCCUCCUCCAGUCCAGGGUAACACUAACCGGAGAUCUGUUAGCACCCUGAGGCCCAGUGCUAAAGACGCCUACAUGCUGUUCCAGGACCUAUGUCAGCUAGUAAAUGCUGAUGCCCCCUACUGGCUGGUAGGGAUGACAGAGAUGACACGGACGUUUGGUCUGGAGCUCCUGGAGUCGGUCCUCAAUGACUUCCCUAGGGUCUUCCUGCAGCACCAGGAGUUCAGCUUCCUGCUGAAGGAGCGUGUGUGUCCGCUGAUCAUCAAGCUGUUCUCCCCCAACAUCAAGUUCCGUCAAGGCAACAGCAGCGCCGCCUCCCCAGCCCCUGUAGAAAAACCCUACUUCCCCAUCUGCAUGAGGCUGCUCAGAGUGGUAUCUGUGCUCAUCAAACACUUCUACAGCCUACUGGUGACAGAGUGUGAGAUCUUCCUGUCUCUGCUGGUGAAGUUCCUGGAUGGAGAGAAGCCUCAGUGGCUUAGAGCUGUGGCCGUGGAGUCAGUCCACAGGCUGUGUGUACAGCCACACCUGCUACGGUCUUUCUGCUUGUCCUAUGACAUGAAGCAGCACUCCACCAAGGUGUUCAGGGACAUCGUCAAUGCUCUGGGCUCCUUCAUCCAGUCCCUCUUUAUUGUCCUCAACACAGGAAAUCCUGCUGCUACCAACACUUCCACCGGUGGGUCAGGGGCCCAGGGGGCUGCCCAGGGGGCUGCCCAGGGGGGUCCAGGCGCAGGAGGUCAGGGUGGGAGUCUAACCACACAGGCUGCCUUUGAGUACCGCGGUACCUGGAUCCCCCUCAUGACCGUCAGUGUUCAGGGCAGCGCCAAGGCUACCUAUCUGGAGAUGUUGGACAAGGUGGAGCCCCCGUCUAUCCCAGAGGGUUAUGCUAUGUCUGUGGCCUUCAGCGCCCUGCUGGACCUGGUCCGAGGCAUCACUUCCAUGAUAGAGAGAGCGUUGGCCAAGGAGGAGGAGGAGGCGGCUGUAUGCAGGGAGGCCAACCCAGACCAGAACACCCAGCUUGAGCCUGGGGCCCAUCUGGUAUGGGAGGAGAUGGUCAGUGCAUGUUGGUGUGGUCUACUGGCUGCGCUCUCUCUCCUGCUGGAUGCCAGUACAGAUGAGACUGCGACAGAGAGCAUCCUGAAGGCAGAGCUGACCGUGGCCGCGCUGUGUGGUCGCCUGGGCCUCGUGACGCCCCGCGACGCCUUCAUCACAGCCAUCUGCAAGGCCUCGCUGCCCCCACACUACGCCCUGACUGUCCUCAGCAGUAAUACAGCCAACCUUAACAAGGCUAAGAAGACAGCCUCUAAAACCGUGCCAUUGGCCAAGGCCACUACAACGCACCCUCCAAAAAUGUCUAGGGGAAACACUGGCGCGUCCUACUCCAUCCAGGGCCAGAGUGUUCAGAUCAUCAGUUCCUCCAGUGAGUCUCAUCAGCAGGUGGUGGCUGUGGGACAGCCUCUCUCUGUACAGCCCCAAGGCACUGUAGUGCUGACAGCUAAGAAUAUCCAGUGUAUGCGGACCUUGUUGAACCUGGCCCACUGCCAUGGGGUGGUGCUGGGAACCUCCUGGCAGCUGGUGCUGGCCACGCUGCAGCACCUGGUGUGGAUCCUAGGUCUGAAGCCUGGGGUUGGAGGUGCUCUGAAGCCUGGUCGUGCAGUAGAGGGGCCAAGCACGGUGCUGACCACGGCUGUGAUGACGGACCUGCCUGUCAUCUCCAACAUCCUGUCUAGGCUCUUUGAGAGCUCCCAGUACUUAGACGACGUGUCACUGCAUCACCUGAUCAACGCACUGUGCUCCCUCUCUCUGGAGGCUGUGGAGAUGGCCUAUGGAACUAACAAGGAGCCGUCUCUGUUUGCUGUUGCCAAGCUGCUGGAGACCGGCCUGGUCAACAUGGACCGUAUAGAGAUCCUGUGGAGGCCCCUCACUGGACAUCUACUGGAGGUCUGCCAGCACCCCAAUGCCAGAAUGAGAGAGUGGGGGGCUGAGGCUGUGACCUCCCUAAUCAAAGCUGGCCUGGCCUACAAACACAACCCCCCUCUGGCACAGAACCAGAGGCUGCAGCUCCUGUUGUUGAACCCGCUGAAGGAGCUGUCCAACGUGCUCCAUGCAGACAUCCGUCAGAAGCAGCUGGAGAGCGUGCUGCAGAUCCUCCAGAGCCAAGGGGACAGUCUGGGGCCCGGCUGGCCCUUAGUGCUGGGCGUAAUAGGGGCCAUCCGCAACGACCAGGGAGAGUCAUUGAUCCGAACAGCCUUCCAGUGCCUGCAGUUGGUGGUGACUGACUUCCUCCCCACCAUGCCUUGCGCGUGCCUCCAGAUCGUAGUGGACGUAGCUGGCAGCUUCGGCCUCCAGAACCAGGAGCUCAACAUCAGCCUCACCUCCAUAGGACUCCUGUGGAACAUCUCUGACUACUUCUUCCAGAGGGGCGAGGCCAUCACCCAGGAACUAGAGAGGGAGGAGGCCGCGCUGCAGAAGCAGGCUCAGGAAAAGGGUGAGCCCUUGAACAGGCCCUUCCACCCGGCCCCUCCCUUCGACUGCCUGUGGCUGUGUCUGUACGCCAAGCUGGGCCAGCUGUGUGUGGACCCCCGGCCCGCCGUCAGGAAGAGCGCCGGUCAGACCAUGUUCUCCACCAUCGCUGCCCACGGCACCCUGCUGCAGCAGCCCACCUGGCACAUCGUGGUCUGGAAGGUUCUGUUCCACCUGCUGGACUGUGUGAGGAAGUCUUCCACUACUGCCGAUAAGGAAAAGAUUGAGUCGGGGGGCGGGAACAUCCUCAUCCACCACUCACGGGACACAGCUGAGAAACAGUGGGCGGAGACCUGGGUGCUGACGCUGGCAGGGGUGGCUCGUAUCUUCAACACCAGGAGAUACCUGCUGCAGCAGCUAGGUGACUACUUCAAGGCGUGGGAGGUUCUGUUGGACCACAUCCAGUCUGCUGCCCUCAGUAAGAACAGUGAGGUCUCCCUGGCCGCGCUCAAGUCCUUCCAGGAGAUCCUCCAGAUCACCACACCCGUCAAGGACUCCGCCAUGCCCACCGACGCUCUGGCUGCCAUGGGUGUUCCCCCCGUCCUCAUCGACCCCCUCAGCGCCCCGGGCCCCGGCAGACCCCUGCUGCGCUCCGACUCGAUGCUGGAGAGGCUGACGAGCUACAACGGCGCCGAACUCCAGGCCCCUCCCCCAGGGGAGGAAUCGGCACUGGAGGAUGCGGCGCUGUGGUGGUCGGCGUGGAACACCUGGUACCGGACGGGCACAGACAGCACGAGGCCCCCUAGUGGCAGGACGGGGACAGACAGACCCUCCUUCGUCCCCAGCCAGCCCUUCCUGACAGCGUUAGUCCAGAUCUUCCCUGCCCUCUACCAGCACAUAAAGACUGGCUUCAGCAUGGAGGACCUGAGGAAACUGGGGGUGAUCCUCCAUGGGGCCGUGUCCAUACCCAUCAGCAGUGACGCCUCGCCCUUCAUCCUACCCUCUUACACCGAGGCUGUCCUCACCAGCCUGCAGGAGGCUGUGCUCACCGCGCUCGAUGUGCUGCAGAAGGCCAUCUGUGUGGGCCCAGAGAACCUGCAGGUCAUGUACCCAGCCAUCUUUGAACAGCUGCUCCUCUUCGUCGAGUUCUCCUGCAAACCCCCCCAGUACGGCAAGAUGGAAACCAAACAUGUGGCCAACGCUAAAUACAACCAGAUCCAGCUGUUUACACCGGCAGAAUGGGUUGCCUUAAACUAUGUGCCCUUUGCUGAGAGGUCCCUGGAGGUGGUGGUGGACCUCUACCACAAAACAGCCUGUCACAAAGCUGUCAUCGAUGAGAAAGUCCUACAGAACAUCAUCAAGACCCUGCGGAUGCCCCUGGGCCUAAAGUAUGGGUGUCCGUCAGAGAGCACGUGGAAGCUAGCUGUGUCAUCCCUGCUCAAGGUGCUGUCCACCGGGCUGCCCGUGGCCCGUCAGCAUGCCUCCUCUCGGAAGUUUGACACUAUGUGGCCAGAGCUGGCCAAUGCCUUCAAAGACUUCCUUUUCACCAAAAGCACACCUCCAGACAAUGUGUCCAUCCAGGAGUUUCAGAAGAAUGAAGCCAUUGACGUUGAGGUGGUGCAGUUGAUCAGCACAGAGAUCUUGCCGUUUGCCAUCUUCAUCCCCAAAGACUUUGUUGGCCAGAUUAUGGCCAUGCUUAAUAAAGGAUCCAUUCACUCACAGUCCUCCUCAUUCACAGAGGCAGAGGUAGACGUGCGGAUGCGGGAGGAGUUCUCCAAAGUGUGUUUUGAGACGCUGCUCCAGUUCUCUUUCAGUAACAAGGUGUCCACGCCCCAGGAGGGCUACAUCUCCCGCAUGGCCCUCUCCGUGCUCCUCAAGAGGUCCCAAGACGUGUUGAGGCGCUACGUGGACGAUGAGAGGCUGAGUGGACGCUGCCCACUGCCCAGUGGACAGAGGAUGAAGCUUGAUUGCCAACUUCUCAGGCAACAAGUGACGGAAAUCAUCUUUGUCUUAAAAGCUAUCAGCACUUUGAUGGACUCACUUAAAAAGACCCAGCCAGAAAAUGUUCUCUGCUGCCAAUGACUGGAACGAACUGCAAAAAUCUCUGAAGCUGGAGACUCGUAUCUCCCUCACUAGCUUUAAGCACCAGCUGUCAGAGCAGCUCACAGAUCACUGCACCUGUACAUAGCCCAUCUGUAAACAUCCCAUCUAUCUACCUACCUCAUCCUCAUACUGUAUGUAUUUAUUUAUCUUGCUCCUUUGCACCCCAGUAUCUCUACUUGCACAUUCAUCUUCUGCACAUCUACCAUUCCAGUGUUUAAUUUGCUAUAUUGUAAUUACUUCGCCACCAAGGCCUAUUUAUUGCCUUAACUCCCUUAUCUUACCUCAUUCCACUCACUGUAUAGAGACUUUGCUUUCUUUGUUCUACUGUAUUAUUGACUGUAUGUUUUUGUUUAUUCCAUGUGUAACUCUGUGUUGUAUUGUGUCGAAUUGCUAUUAUCUUGGCCAGGUCGCAGUUGCAAAUGAUAACUUGUUCUCAACUAGCCUACCUGGUUAAAUUAAGGUGAAAUAAAAUAAUAAUAAGCCGUCAGCAUGCUUCAGUUCGGCUGGCGCCUAGCCAAACUUGGCUAACCGAACCGAAUUAGUGUGUUUGCAUGCUUCCUUAAAAGACCUUCGGUUGAAAAACAAGACAAAAGCGGCAAUAGUGCUGUUUGUCUAUUUUGAGACCCCAUAGUCAGAAUUAAUCUAAGAUAGCUCAAGAAAUCUGUCAUUACAACUACCUAUAUAAGAUGUUUGGUGCAGUAUUUUUCAAUUAAAACAUUUGCAUGAAAAUGAGUCGUCUCUCUUUGAAUGACAUCAAAGACUGAUCAACAGUAUGGAUUCUUCACUAAUCAUCGACGAUGGGGCGUAGACUUCGGCUUCGAACUCCGGCUUGUUUCCAGAAAAAAUGUGUCCUCGAACAGCCGAAAAACCCCUCACCGAAGUGCAAAACGAAUGAAAAAAACAUCACAAAAUGUCAUCAUAAUAUACAGUGCAUUUGGAAAGAAAUCAGACCCCUUCCCUAUUUCCACAUUUUGUUACGUUACAGCCUUAUUCUAAAAUUGAUUAAAUACAUGUUUUUCCUCAUCAAUCAACACACAAUACCCCAUAAUGACAAAGCGGAACAUUUUUGCCAAUGUAUAAAUAAAGUAAAUAUAUCUUUACAUAAGUAUUAAGACCCUUUGCUAUGAGACUCAGAAAUUUUGCUCAGGUGCAUUCUGUUUCCAUUGAUCAUCCUUGAGAUAUUUCUACAACUUGAUUGGAGUCCACCUGUGGUAAAUUCAAUUGAUUGGACAUGAUUUGGAAAGGCACACACCAGUCUUUAUAAGCUCCCACAGUUGACAGUGCAUGUCAGGGCAAAAACCAAGCCAUGAGGUCAAAGGAAUUGUCCGUAGAGCUCCAAGACAGGAUUGUGUCAAGACACAGAUCUGGGGAAGGGUACCAAGACAUGUCUGCAGCUUUGAAGGUCCCCAAGAACACAGUGGCCUCCAUCAUUCUUCAAUGGGAGAAGUUUGGAACCACCAAGACUCUUCCUAGAGCUGGCAGCCUGGCCAAAUUGAGCAAUCGGGGGGGAUAAGGGAGGUGACCAAGAACCCAAUGGUUACUCUGACAGAGCUCUAGAGUUCCUCUGUGGAGAUGGGAGAACCUUCCAGAAAGACAACCAUCUCUGCAGCACCACCAAAAAGGCACUCUUCUGUAAAAAGGAACAUGACAGCCCGCUUGGAGUUUGCCAAAAGGCACGUAAAGGACUCUCAAACCAUGAGAAACAAGAUUCUCUGGUCUGAUGAAACCAAGAUUGAACUCUUUGGCCUGAAUGCCAAGCUUCACAUCUGGAGGAAAUCUGGCACCAUCCCUACGGUGAAGCAUGGUGGUGGCAGCAUCAUGCUGUGGGAAUGUUUUUCAGCAGCAGGGACUGGGAGACUAGUCAAGAUCGAGGGAAAGAUUAACGGAGCAAAGUACAGAGAGAUCCUUGAUGAAAACCUGUUCCAGAGAGCUCAGGACCUCCGACUGGGGCCAAGGUUCACCUUCCAAUAGGACAAUGACCCUAAGCACACAGCCAAGCCGAUGCAGGAGUGGCUUCGGGACAAGUCUCUGAAUGUCCUUGAGUGGCCCAGCCAGAGCCCGGACUUGAACCAGAUCUGAGAGACCUGAAAUAGCUGUGUAGCUGUAAGGAUGUAACGUAACAAAAUAUUGAAAAAGUGAAGGAGUCUAAAUACUUUCUGAAUGCACUGUAUGCAUGAACUCUACCGAACUGUUUUUGCUGGGAAGUAUGCGGACACCUUUAGUGAUUUGUACACAGAGAAACUUGAAGCUAUUGGCCCGUUCCACUACAGCCCGUCGAUGUGAAUGGGUGCGUGCUCAGCCCUCCGUUUCCCGUAGCCCGCGAUCAGAUCCUUUUUCUUGUUGAGGGAGAGGUUGUUGUCCUGACCUCCUUCCUCCCUGUAGGCUCAUCGUUGCCAGUGAUCAGGCCUAACAUUUGUUGUGUCGUCAGCAACUUAAUGAUGGUGUUGAAGUCGUGCACAGCCACGCAGUCAUGAGUGAACAGGGAGUACAGGGGGUGACUAAGCACGCACCCCUGCGGGCCCCCAGUUGCAGUGGGAGGUGGUCAGUCUAGGUUCGUGAUGAGCUUGAAGGGCACUAUGGUCUUGAAGACUGAGCUGUAGUCGAUGAACUGCAUUGUCACAUAGGUGUUCCUCUUGUCCAUUUGGGAGAAAACAGUGAGGAGUGCAAUAGAGAUUUGUCAUCUGUGGAACUAUUGGAGUGGGUCCAGGGUUUCUGGUAUGAUUGUGUUGAUGUAAGCCAUAACCAGCCUUUCAAAGCAUUUCAUGGCUACAGAUGUGAGUGCUAUGGGGCGGUAGUCAUUUAGCCAGGUUUUUGCCGUUCUUGGGCACAGGGACUAUGGUGGUCUGAUUGAAACAUGUAGGUAUUAGACUGGUUCAGAGAGAGGUUGGAAAUGUCAGUGAAGAAACAUUCCAGCUGGUCAGCUGAGUACUCAUCCUGGUAAUCCGGCUGGGUUUCCCUUUGUAAUCCUUGAUAGUUUGCAAGCCCUACCACAUCCGACAAGCGCUGGUGUAGUAGGAUUCGAUCUUAGCCCUGUGUUGACGCUUUGCCUGUUUGAUGGCUCGUCGGAGGACGUAGCAGGAUUUCUUAUAAGUGUCUGGAUUAGUGUCCCGCUCCUUUUGUGUCAGCUCUCGCCUGCAGCUCAGUGCAGAUGUUACCAAUAAUCCAUGGCUUCUGGUUGGUAUAUGUACCUACGGUCACUGUGGGGACGACGUCGUCAAUGCACUUAUUAAUGAAUCCAGUGACUGAUGUGGUAAACUCCUCAUGCCUUCGGAUGAAUCCAGGAACAUAUUCCAGUCGUUGCUCGCGAAACAGUACUGUAGUUUAGCAUUCGCUUCAUCGGACCACUUCUGUACUGGGCACAUGUUAGCUUUGUAUGCGUUUCUGUGUGUGGAGUAAAGGUGUUUUGGAGUAAAAGAUGUCACAUGUGCCUCUAGUUGCGCAGGUGACAGGCUGGUAGAAAUUAGGUAAAAUGGAUUUCAGUUUCCCUCAUUAAAACCCCCGGCCAAUAGGAGCGCCACCUCUGGAUCAGCAUUUUCUUGUUUGCUUAUGGCCCUAUACAGCACGUUGACUGCGGUCUUAGUGCCAGUAUCGGUUUGUGGUAGUAAAUAGACAGCUACAAAAUAGUAAAUGCACUGCUCAAAAAAAUAAAGGGAACACUAAAAUAAAACAUCCUAGAUCUGAAUGAAUGAAAUAUUCUUAGUAAAUACUUUUUUCUUUACAUAGUUGAAUGUGCUGACAACAAAAUCACACAAAAAUUAUCAAUAGAAAUCAAAUUUAUCAACCCAUGUAGGUCUGGAUUUGGAGUCACACUCAAAAUUAUAUUGGAAAAUCACACUACAGGCUGAUCCAACUUUGAUGUAAUGUCCUUAAAACAGGUCAAAAUGAGCCUCAGUAGUGUGUGUGGCCUCCACAUGCCUGUAUGACCUCCCUACAACGCCUGGGCAUGCUCCUGAUGAGGUGGCGGAUGGUCUCCUGAGGGAUCUCCUCCCAGACCUGGACUAAAGCAUCCGCCAACUCCUGGACAGUCUGUGGUGCAACGUGGCGUUGGUGGGUGGAGCGAGACAUGAUGUCCCAGAUGUGUUCAAUUGGAUUCAGGUCUGGGGAACAGGCGGGCCAGUCCAUAGCAUCAAUGCCUUCCUCUUGCAGGGACUGCUGACACACUCCAGCCACAUGAGGUCUAGCAUUGUCUUGCAUUUGGAGGAACCCAGGGCCAACCGCACCAGCAUAUGGUCUCACAAGGGGUCUGAGGAUCUCAUCUCGGUACCUAAUGGCAGUCAGGCUACCUCUGGCGAGCACAUGGAGGUGCGGCCCCCAAAGAAAUGCCACCCCACACCAUGAACUGACCCACCGCCAAACUGGUCAUGCUGGAGGAUGUUGCAGGCAGCAGAACGUUCUCCACGGCAUCUCCAGACUCUGUCACAUGUGCUCAGUGUGAACCUGCUUUCAUCUGUGAAGAGCACAGGGCGCCAGUGGCAAAUUUGCCAAUCUUGGUGUUCUCUGUCAAAUGCCAAACGUCCUGCACGGUGUUGGGCUGUAAGCACAACCCCCACCUGUGGACAUCAGGCCCUCAUACCACCCUCAUGGAGUCUGUUUCUGACCGUUUGAGCAGACACAUGCACAUUUGUGGCCUGCUGGAGGUCAUUUUGCAGGGCUCUGGCAGUGCUCCUCCUUGCACAAAGGCGGAGGUAGCGGUCCUGCUGCUGGGUUGUUGCCCUCCUACGGCCUCCUCCACGUCUCCUGAUGUACUGGCCUGUCUCCUGGUAGCGCCUCCAUGCUCUGGACACUACGCUGACAGACACAGCAAACCUUCUUGCCACAGCUCGCAUUGAUGUGCCAUCCUGGAUGAGCUACACUACCUGAGCCAGUUGUGUGGGUUGUAGACUCAUGCUACCACUAGAGUGAAAGCACCGCCAGCAUUCAAAAGUGACCAAAACAUCAGCCAGGAAGCAUAGGAACUGAGAAGUGGUCUGUGGUCACCACCUGCAUAACCACUCCUUUAUUGGGGGUGUCUUGCUAAUUGCCUAUAAUUUCCACCUGUUGUCUAUUCCAUUUGCACAACAGCAUGUGAAAUGUAUUGUCAAUCAGUGUUGCUACCUAAGUGGACAGUUUGAUUUCACAGAAGUGUGAUUGACUUAGAGUUACAUUGUGUUGUUUAAGUGUUCCCUUUAUUUUUUUGAGCAGUGUAGUAUGGUCUACAGUUUAUCAUGAGUCUGAAGACUUCCUUAAUAUUAGAUAUUGCGCACUAGCUGCUGUUAAGACACCCCUGCCCUUGAGCUUACUCGACGCUGCCGUUCUGUCUUGCUGAUGCAUAUAAAGCCCAGCUAGAUGUGGUUGAACAAGGACAAUAUACAACUCUACAGUUCUUAUGUUGCUGAUCAAAUUCUGUGCAUUUAAUGCACAUAAAAACACUUUUGCGGUUAAAUUCCCAUGUACCGAAUAAAGAAUACAAGUUAAAUGGGUUUCCAUCACAUUUUCAACUCUACUGAUGGUUUUGUAAAAAUGAAAUUGUUAUUUAGGGAAUGUGCCCACUCUGGUCUUGGCACAUGUACACUUGCCAACAGCUGGCAGAUACAGUGUGGGUAGGUUUGCCUACAUGAUGAGAUUAUUAUGGACAAAAGAGGGAGAUUAUUUUUAUUUUUUAAACAGUAGCCAAGCAUCGAUCAUCAUGUCACCAGAAUAAGACCCUCAAUAUUUAUUGGAAGGAGCAUCAAGCUCAUCGUGCACUUUUACCACCCGUUGAAGUUCAUCAUACCUUAUUUAAUCUAUAGCCUAAUAAAUUGCAUACUUUCCUGAGUCGUAGUCGGACGACCACACGAGAUGUCAUUGCGUGACUUCCAAGUUUACUUUCGAUAUGAUGGUUAUUAUAUAAAUAUUUGCAGAUAAAGAUGAUUCCACCACCAUUUUUUCACAUUCAUUUUAGACACAUAAAGAUCCCGCCUUGUCUAGCGUAUUUAGCUUUGUCGACAUUUGGAAAGUUUGCCUGUCGUGAAAUGUUUUAUCCGAAAUGUACUUUAAUCACAUAAUAAGGUUGGAUGGAAACCUGGUUUCAAUCAUUAUUAAUUUGUGUCACAGUACAAUGGGGAAUGUUUGCAAAUGCAAUUUAUAUCUGAUUUGUGUGUACCCUGUUAGGUCAAUUUACAAUGUUUGAUUUUUGGAAUCAGAGGCAAAAGUAAGGCAUUCAAAGUGCCCUUGAGGUUGUUUAUAACCUCAUUUAUCCAGACAAAAAGUCAUUUAUAUUUCCCUCUGGCUUUCCAUAAAAAUAAUGAUUUAUUUAAUUGCUUUCUCUCUCACAUCUGUCUCUGUGGCUCUCUCCUUUUCCCCUCCUCUCCCUUCCUUCUCCCUCUGCGUCUUCUUCCCUUUCCUCUUCUCCUCUGCCAUCCUCUCCAUUCCACUCCUCCCGUCUUCUCCUCUGCCCUCCUCUUCUCUCCUUCUCUUCUCACUCCUCUGCCCACCUUCCUCUCCUCUGCCCUCCUUCCUCUCCUAUCCCCACAUUGCAUCGCUUCUGCCUUUUCUCUUUCCCCACCUCAUUCCAUGCCGUGUGUGUGUGUGUGUGUGUGUGUGUGUC
This is a messenger RNA of Oncorhynchus nerka (sockeye salmon), 12065 nucleotides long. Its product is annotated as protein MON2 homolog. The record is from RefSeq and is a predicted model, not a curated record. Bases 365 to 5479 code for a protein of 1704 amino acids. The transcript is spliced from 36 exons. Lineage: Eukaryota; Metazoa; Chordata; Actinopteri; Salmoniformes; Salmonidae.